ACCCCUGAGCACCCCCCACAAUGCACUGCGGCUUCCCCGAGCACCCCCCACAAUGCACUGCGGUGCCACAGCCCCGAGCACCCCCCACAAUGCACUACGGUGCCACAACCCCUGAGCACCCCCCACAAUGCACUGCGGCCUCCCCGAGCACCCCCCACAAUGCACUGCGGUGCCACAACCCCUGAGCACCCCCCACAAUGCACUGCGGUGCCACAACCCCCAACACCCCCACAAUGCACUGCGGCCUCCCCGAGCACCCCCCACAAUGCACAAGGGGGACGUCUUGCUGAGGCCCAUCUUGGAAGCCGCGGGAAAGGACAUUAGCCACUGGUUCAACCCCAAGACCAGAGACAUCCAGACCCACGUGGACCCGCUGACGGGCUGCAUCAAGUACUACACCCCCCAGGGCCGCUUCAUCCACAUCCCACCCCAGCUGCCCCGCUCCGACUGGGCAAACGACUUCGGGCUGCCCUGGUGGAAGGACAGCAAGUAUGAGGUGGGGAUCCUGGCUUCCAAGACCCGGCGCGUCCGCAUCAUCAACACCCUGACCUUGCAGGAGCAUGUGCUGGAGGUGUGCGCGGAGGAGUCCAUGUGGGAAAUCCUGCGGCGCUACCUGCCCCACAACGCCCACGCCGCCAGCUACACCUGGAAGUACAAGGGCGUCAGCCUGGACAUGGACAAGACGCUGGAGCAGAACAAGAUCCCGGACGAGGACGUGGAGUUCUACCGGCUCAACUUGGACGCCGACCUGUACACGCCGGGCAUCUUGCUGUACUUCAACGAUGACCUCACCGAGUUCUAGGCGCCGGGCAGUGUAGUGCCACACUCUUCCAAGGAUCAGCCCCCGUUCGGGAGCUGAAACGGUUGCUCCCAUUCCAUGUCGGACGCAGGGUUCCUGUUUGUGGUGCUGAUACCAUGGGACUGUUUUGUACCAACUUAUCAUGUUCAUAACGAAAAUAAAAUCUUCGCUACGAUACUGA
Gopherus evgoodei (Goodes thornscrub tortoise) is the source of this 980-nucleotide messenger RNA. RefSeq names its product cytochrome b5 domain-containing protein 1. NCBI's taxonomy places the organism in Eukaryota, Metazoa, Chordata, Testudines, Testudinidae. The coding region runs from base 128 to 802 and encodes 224 amino acids. The record is from RefSeq and is a predicted model, not a curated record. The transcript has 5 exons.